AUUUCUAAUUUUCUCUCAAGGGAAAGCGGCCAAUGAGUUCUCACGGCAUGUUAUCAUGCUCUUUGUGUGAUUAAAGCCCGUAACGUAAAGAACCAUUUGAUUCGUGAUUUCGACUUGAGAGGAAGUUACAGUGAGAACUCAGCCACUGCGACAUGAGGGGAGAGCGUGACCAGCAGCCAGAAAGGAGCCAGCGCACGCAACCGUCUCUCGUCGUCGGAGCUGUGAAGAUGAUCGGGGUUUUGGCGGAGCCACUUGUCAAAGGACAGUAUGCAACCUGCCGGUAACCUAAGAAAGGUGUGAUUAUGCCAACGAGAAGCACGUUUGUGCCAAGUUAAUGGUGAACAUUGGAGUAGCCUCUACACCUGCCUCAACUACUCUUUGAGUUUGAGGAUUCAGUCAGACUGAUCGCAUUCGUCACAAGAUAAGGAUUUGCAUAUUUAAUUAAGGAUUGCUUGCUUGUUUUAAGUGUAACUAAGGGUUACUGUGAUAACAUUUCUAAUUUUCUACAUAUCUGUUGCUGUGAUAUUUGAAUGUUUAUAGGUUCAGCGUUAAGCACCAUUAAGUUGUUCUGAGAAAUAUUAGUUUGAAGGAGUACUGUGGUAUUUGCUUAUUUGCAGUGAUUUUAAGUUUUUAAAGGGUGCUCUCAUUUAAUAUUCAUCUAGCAUAGUGUAGCGUAUCUUGUCAUAUAGGGGAUUUAAGCUGUCACUUGACAUUCAAGUUGGUGUGAUCUGAUGUAAAUAUAAUUAUUUCAUUUAUUGGUUUUAUAUUUUACAUUUGGAUUGCACAGAACAGCCUUUAAACAUAGGCUAAAGGAUAACGAGUGUAACUGAUUUAAUGUACAAGCUAAGCUAAUUACUGCUAUUUAAGGCUACUUAAGGGUACUUAUUAAACUCGGUUUCUUAAGUUACUAAAAUACUAAAAUUCUUAAUAUACUAAAAUAGUUGAUAAAGACAUUGCAAUCAAAAUGCAAUACCCGGAAGUCACUCAUGAAGAGGAGGAGUCUGUUAGUGAUGAACCUUUAGAAGAAAGUCCUGCAAAGGAAACUGGAGUGAAUACAGAACCUGGUGUUACUGAAGACAAGAGAAAAAGGAAACUUACUGAAAAGGGUCAGGAGCUGCACAAUGAAAAAUUAAAAAAACUACAACGCAAUUUUGACAAAACAUACGAGAAAUGGAAAGCUCUCGCCAAAGAGGCUAAAAGGGCACUCACCUUACCCAACUCAAACGACGUUCUACGUGAACACCAAAUUCAAAUUCACGUUGCUGAUAUAGACGUAAAGGAACGCUAUGAGGAUGUUCGCAAACACAGUGUCCCGGACACAGACACCCAACGUCGGGUAGACACCUGUGAUGCUGUAUCAAAACAACUCAUUGAACGACUACAGGUUCUUCAGGCUGAAGAUGCAGAUAAGCAUUUAUCCACUGUACAAGCACCAUGGGGUAACACUGGCUCAGUUUUUUCAUGUAAAAAAGACGAAGUGUCCAUGUUGAGCCACCCUAUCUCUGGACGUGUUUCAAAACGCUCAAGUGUGUCCUCCACAAAGAUGCAGGAGGCAGAAGCGGAGUUUGCUGCAACUAAAGCUACCUUAAAGGUUCUAGCAGAAAUGGAACAGGAAGAAAAGGAGCUUGAAAGGCUUGAGGCUGAGAACAGGAGGCAGUUAGCGCAGCAAGAAGCAGAAAAUGCUCAAAGACAGAAGUUACUAGAAGAGAAGCGCAGACAGUUAAAGCGUUUGGAAGCAACUAAAAGAAUGAAUGCUGCAAAGGCAAGACUGCGAGUCUACGAACGAGACGUAGGCUCAGAUGAAGAAAUAUCAGAUCUUCUUCAUAACCAUAACAUGUCAGAUCUUCCGCUUAAAGCUAAUGCCCUUCCAAGGUACAGUAUGCCUUCACAGCCUGCCAGUAGACUCCCCACCAUGAAUUAUGAAGCUCCAAGGCCUACUUCUCAAGUUGCUCGUCCCACUUCUCACGAGAAUAACACAACAAUGCUUGCUGAAGCGAUAGCAGAGUCCAUAAACACAAGCCGCCUUCCAGUGCCAGAGCCGCCGAUCUUUAGCGGAGACCCAAUAAGAUACAAGGACUGGAAAAUGUCUUUCCUAACCCUUAUAGGCCGAAAGAACAUUCCCAUAAAUGAAAAAAUUUACUACCUCCGCAAGUAUGUCACUGGAGCUGCAAAGAAGGCGAUUGAGGGUUAUUUCCUGGUGGGCACUGAGAAAGCCUAUGAUUCAGCAUGGGACAUAUUAGAAGAGCGAUACGGCAACUCCUUUGUGGUCGCUAAAGCUUUCCGCGACAAGCUGAAUUCAUGGACAAAGAUUGGACCCAAAGACAGCAUCGAGCUGAGGGAAUUUGCAGACUUCCUGCAAGGCUGUCAAGCUGCCAUGGGUCAUAUUAAAGGUCUUGAGAUCCUAAACGACUGCAGUGAAAAUCAAAGAAUUCUCAGCAAGCUCCCUGACUGGCUCACGGCCAGGUGGAACAGAAAGGUAAUGGACUUCGUAGAAGAAACACAAGACUUUCCUAGUUUCCACACCUUUGUUGAGUUUGUAUCUAGAGAAGCCAAGAUAGUUUGCAAUCCGAUGACUUCACUUCAUGCUCUGAAGAGCCGUGAUGCUGAAAGGGCAAAGCCAUCUAAAAUCCGCAAUGUUGGUGCAAGGGUGCUAGCAAGUUCAUCUGAAGAGAAGACAGACGUUGAAGGACAAAGAGGCGAUGCUAAGGGAUGCAUGUUUUGUGAGAAGACAAACCAUGGCAUUCAGACAUGUCGGAAGUUCAAGGAGAGGCCUGUCAAGGAGCGAGUUAAGUAUGUGCAGACAAAGAAAUUGUGUUUUGCAUGUCUAAGGCCAGGACACCACUCAAAGAGCUGCGAAAGGAGAAGUGUUUGCAACACGUGCAAUGGAAGGCAUCCCACAUGCUUGCAUGAAGACCGUGCUAAGGCGGAUGAAGGGGUCCAAGCUGAUAGACAAAGGGAGAGUGGAAAACCGUCAAAGGGAAAGGAAAUGUCUAAAGAGCCGAAACAUAGUGACACAGAAUCUACAACUAUUGAAGUAACAAGCAUAGCUAUGUCUAACCAAGUUAUGCACAAUGGGAAUAGCACAUAUGCAUCCACAAUAGUGCCAGUUUGGUUGUCAACGACAAGAAACCCAGAUGUCGAAGUUCUGAUAUACGCUCUGCUGGACAGUCAGAGCGAUAGCACCUUCAUCUUACAUGAAAGGGCAGAGGCUCUUGAUACACAGAUGGAUCCAGUGCAAUUAAGGCUUUCCACUUUAGCAUCUAAACAGACUGUAAUACCAAGUCACAAGUUAGCUGGGUUGCAGGUCAGAGGGUUUUACUCCUCCAAGAAAAUCCCUCUUCCUGUGACUUAUUCGCGAGACUUCAUCCCUGCUAGUCUGAGUCACAUUCCCACACCCAAGACAGCAAGAGCAUGGUCUCACCUAGAGCACCUCGCUGAAGAGAUCGCUCCUCUGAUAGACUGUGAGAUCGGUCUGCUCAUAGGGUACAAUUGUUCUCAAGCCCUGUUGCCAAGGGAAAUUGUAUCAGGCAAAGAUGAUGAACCCUUCGCAGUAAGGACCGAUCUUGGCUGGAGCAUAGUUGGAUGUGUUAAUCCCUGUGUCGACUAUGGAGACGCUAUUGGAAGCAGCCACAGAAUCAUUGUGAAACAAGUCACACCAGAGGUACAGUCAGAUAGUGACCUAACAAGUCAAGUUCAGUACAUAUGCAGAACUCAAGUCAAGGAGGUCAUUGUUCCGACAGAUGUGCUGAAAGUGCUUGAAUUGGAUUUCAGCGAGAGGAAUGUAGAAGACGCUCAUUUCUCUCAAGAUGACCUUCUCUUCAUCACGAAAAUGGAGGAGGGCAUAAAGACACAAAGAAAUGGAGCGCGCGAAAUGCCAUUGCCAUUUAAGGAAGAUAGGCCGCAUCUGCCUAACAACCUCAAGUGUGCAAAUCAUCGCCUCCGGUGUCUGAAAAGGAGAUUUGAGAAAGACAAGAAAUAUCACGAGGACUAUGUUGCAUUCAUGAAGGACAUCAUAUCCUGUGGAGAUGCCGAGAAGGUUCCAGAAAGUGAACUCCAACGGGACCCUUGCUGGUACAUUCCACACCACGGAGUCUACCACCAUCAGAAACCAGAGAAGAUCCGCGUGGUGUUUGACUGUUCAGCAAAGUUCGAAGGAGUGUCACUCAAUGACUAUCUACUCACUGGACCGGAGUUGACAAAUUCUUUAGUAGGAGUCCUCUGUCGAUUCAGGAAGGGCCCAGUAGCCGUGAUGUGCGACAUUGAGCGCAUGUUUCACCAGUUUCGGGUCAGAGCAGAAGAUCAGGACUACCUCAGGUUCCUUUGGUGGGACAACGGUGACAUCGAGUCAGAACCAUCAGUUUACCGAAUGAAGGUGCACCUAUUCGGUGCAGCCUCGUCACCCGGCUGUGCCAACUACGGCCUUAAACACGUCGCCGCACAAGGACGAGGUCGAUUUAGUGAAGCAACAAUCCACUUCAUCGAAAGAAACUUUUACGUUGACGAUGGCCUGAUAAGUGUCUUAACGUCGGAAGAAGCCAUAAGGUUGGUUUCUGAAGCCAGAUAG
Messenger RNA from Astyanax mexicanus (Mexican tetra), 4564 nucleotides. RefSeq lists its product as uncharacterized. The record is from RefSeq and is a predicted model, not a curated record. Gene Ontology annotation, molecular function: nucleic acid binding; zinc ion binding. The transcript has 2 exons. NCBI's taxonomy places the organism in Eukaryota, Metazoa, Chordata, Actinopteri, Characiformes, Acestrorhamphidae. Bases 965 to 4564 code for a protein of 1199 amino acids.